GCACCUGCUCCCCACACAUUCUGGAACUGUGUAUAUCACCUGUGCGCAAUGGGACGUCUCGUGAACGUGACAUCACACUCAAGUGUGAUGUCUCGGUCUUCUCGGUUAUUUAUAGCACAAAGUUUGCUCGAUUGUUUACACAUUUACCUCCGGCAGCUCUCCACCAGGUCUAGCCCUUGGAUUGGCAUGCACUUGUAUCUUCAACCAAAUGGCCUCGGGUGCGAUGUCUCCGACUGACGAUGACGAGCUCACUCUCCCUCGCGCAUCCAUAAACAAAAUGAUCAAGGAGAUCCUGCCGCAUGUGCGAGUCAGGACCGAAUCCAGAGAACUCAUUCUCAAUUGUUGCACCGAGUUCAUCCAUCUCUUAUCCUCGGAAGCGAACGAGAUCUGCAAUCAACAGCAGAAGAAAACGAUAAACGCGGAACACGUACUGCAGGCGCUUGACAAAUUAGGCUUCGGUGAUUACAACGCGGAAGCGGAGGCUGUGCUGCGAGAUUGCAAAGCAGUAGCAGCUAAGAGGAGACGUCAGAGCACUAGAUUGGAAAAUCUCGGGAUUCCGGAGGAGGAAUUGCUUCGGCAACAACAGGCACUGUUCGCUAAAGCACGGGAGGAGCAGGCGGUUGCGGAACAACAGCAAUGGCAGCAGUUGCAAGCUGUUGCACAAAUGGCAACCAUGCCGCAAACCUACAGUGAACAAGAAGAUUACUCAUAAGCGAAAAAUAUUCAGAGACGAUAACUUAUGAUUAAAAGGGUAGUCAGUUUUAUCUUUCUUUUUUACCUUCGAAGAGACACGUAAAUAGGACGAAACUGUAGUGGAGAAAAGAAAAUUCACAGAUAAAACGACGGAAAUUGAAGAGAGACCAUUAAAUGGAAAUGAAAAGUUAAAUGAGAAACCACACAUUCUAUUUAUUUCUGAAGAAAUGUUCUUAUGAAUAAUCGAGAAGAAUGGCAGGAAUAGAUUAUUCUUAAAAACUUUAUCAUGUAUCAUAUUUGAACUGUGCAUUAAAUAUCUUAAUUUAAUGUUAUAAUUUAUUUAAAAACAAAGUAAUAAAGCAAAUAAAUCGUA
Molecule: messenger RNA, 1066 nt
Organism: Dinoponera quadriceps
Lineage: Eukaryota; Metazoa; Arthropoda; Insecta; Hymenoptera; Formicidae
Gene: NC2beta
Product: protein Dr1
Exons: 2
Coding region: 209-712 (167 amino acids)
Biological process (GO): RNA polymerase II preinitiation complex assembly; positive regulation of transcription by RNA polymerase II; chromatin remodeling
Cellular component (GO): negative cofactor 2 complex
Molecular function (GO): general transcription initiation factor activity; TBP-class protein binding; protein heterodimerization activity
Source: RefSeq, a predicted model, not a curated record